Messenger RNA from Tigriopus californicus, 2576 nucleotides. It is a transcript of the gene GlnRS, whose product is annotated as probable glutamine--tRNA ligase. Gene Ontology annotation, biological process: glutaminyl-tRNA aminoacylation; translation. Gene Ontology annotation, molecular function: ATP binding; glutamine-tRNA ligase activity. Lineage: Eukaryota; Metazoa; Arthropoda; Copepoda; Harpacticoida; Harpacticidae. The transcript is spliced from 2 exons. The record is from RefSeq and is a predicted model, not a curated record. The coding region runs from base 112 to 2484 and encodes 790 amino acids. Gene Ontology annotation, cellular component: aminoacyl-tRNA synthetase multienzyme complex; cytoplasm; cytosol.
UUGACUCUUUUAGCUAGGAUGACACGUGUGUGAGGCAGGAUUGAAGACUUGAUUGAAGUCUAGAAUUUGAGGUGGGAGAUAGCGGAUCGGGUCAGUCAUCUUUUUUUGAGCAUGGAGUCGCUCUUCCAAGAGAUUGGCUUGUCCGAGACUAAGGCCAAAGAGACGAUCAAGAAUGGCAAGCUCGCCGCAGCCUUGAAAUCCGUCAUCGAAGCGGCCAAGAAGGCCGGUGACGCCGGAUCGAAACCCGAGAAACUAACCGCCUGUGGACCUCUCUUGUACAAUGCGGCCGCCAAAAUGAAGCCGCAAGUGUUUCAUCACGCCCCUUUUCUGGUUCAGUACAUCAUGGAGGGGAAAAUCGAUUCCGAAGUCCGCUUGGCUGCGGCUUUAGACUUUCUGCUCAAAAACCCGGGCCAGAAUAUUGACCCUGUGGCCUUUGAAGGCCAUUGCGGUGUCGGUGUUCAAGUCACGCCCGAACAAAUCGAACAGGCCGUGGAAAAAGUCUUGGCUCAAAAUCGGGCAGAGCUGCUUGAAAAGCGAUAUCGCUUCCAAUCCGGCAUUUUCAUGGGCGAGAUCCGGAAAGUGUUGCCCUGGGCCGAUGGUAAGGCCGUUAAAAAUGAGAUCGACUUGCAAAUCCUGGAUCUGUUGGGCCCCAAAACCGAGGCUGACAUGGCUCCUUUGCCCAAAGCGUCCAAGAAGAAGCCCGAACCGGAGGCCAAAGCGGCUCAAGCCAAAAAUCAAGGGUCAGAGGCUAAAGGUCAAAUUAAGACUCAGGCCCCGGCUAGAAAUAAUGCGGUAGAAAGCGAGGAGUUUGAAAGUAUCGCGGAGCUUAUGAAGACCAAGGUCCAUUUCCAUAAGCCCGGGCAGAAUUUUACCACGGAUGGUUACGUGGUGACGCCCAAAACCCAGGAGCUAUUAGCCGCGCAUUUGAAACGCACCAAUGGGCGUGUUCAAACCCGCUUCCCACCCGAGCCGAAUGGCCUGCUGCAUAUUGGACAUGCUAAAGCCAUCAAUAUCAACUUUGGCUAUGCCAGCGCCCAUGGGGGAGUUUGCUACCUACGUUAUGAUGACACCAAUCCCGAAAAAGAGGAGGAAAAAUUCUUCCUCGGCAUCAAGGAUAUCGUGGAAUGGCUCGGUUACCAACCCUUCAAGAUCACACACUCUUCCGAUUAUUUCCAGCAGCUCUAUCAAUGGGCCAAGGUGUUGAUCGACAAAGAUCUGGCUUAUGUGUGCCAUCAAAGGGUGGAAGAUAUCCGCGGAUUCAACCCGCCACCUUCGCCUUGGCGGACCCGUCCUCGCCAAGAAUCGGUCCAAUUGUUCGAGGACAUGAAGAACGGCAAGUUUGACGAGGGUGAAGCCACUCUAAGGCUCAAGCUGACUCUGGAGGAAGGCAAACAAGAUCCGGUGGCUUAUCGCAUCAAAUACGCCCAUCAUCAUCGGACCGGUGAUCAAUGGUGUAUUUAUCCCACGUAUGAUUACACGCAUUGCUUGUGCGAUUCCUUGGAAGAUAUCACGCACUCCCUGUGCACGAAAGAGUUUCAGAAUCGCCGUUCAUCCUACUAUUGGCUGUGCAAUGCCGUGGACACGUAUUGCCCCGUUCAAUGGGAGUACGGUCGUCUUAAUGUCAAUUACACGGUGGUCAGUAAGCGGAAGAUCGGCAAGUUGAUUACAUCGGGCAUCUGCUCUGAUUGGGACGAUCCACGUCUGUUCACUUUAGCGGCCUUGCGAAGGCGAGGAUUUCCUGCCGAAGCCAUCAACGCUUUCUGUGCUAAAAUAGGCGUAACUGGAGCCACGAUGACUAUUGAUCCGUCCAUGUUGGAAGCCGUGAUUCGCAACCACUUGAAUAUCUCAGCCCCACGCACGAUGGUCGUACUGGAGCCCCUCAAAGUGAAUAUUACCAAUUUUGUGCCAGGAAUGAGUUACGAGAUCGAGGUGCCCGACUUUCCGGAUAAUCCAGAGAAGGGUAGUCACAAAAUCACUUUCGGUCAGUGUCUCUACAUUGAAAGGUCCGAUUUUAAGGAUUCAGAAGAAAAAGGUUAUCGUCGACUUUCGCCCAAGCAAAGUGUGGGUCUUCGAUAUGCCGGAUAUGUGCUCAAGGUGGUCAAAGUGCAUAAGGACUCUGGCAAUGAAGUCUCAGAAGUCGAUGUCGAGGCUACUCCCGUGGACAAGAUCACAGAGAAGCCCAAAGCCUUCAUCCAUUGGGUGUCGAAUCCUUUGGAGAUCGAAGUUCGUCUUUAUGAUACCCUGUUUCUCCACAAGAAUCCAGAAGAUCCCAAUGAGGUGCCCGAUGGCUUCCUCAGCGAUAUCAAUCCCAACUCUUUAAACACUCUCAAAUCUUACGCCGAUGGUUACCUUUCUCAGGCCAAGACCUACGAUCGGUUCCAGUUCGAAAGAACAGGAUUUUUCACCGUAGACAAAGACUCUCGGUCUGACUUGAUCGUAUUCAAUCGCACCGUAUCUUUGAAGGAAGAUGCAAAAAAGUCCUAACUUGUCCGUAAAGCGAUUAAUAAAUAAAACCUAUUCAACGAAUCAAUCCACUUUCACGAGGUUUUCAAGUGUGCCUACAUCUCGAUUUUCAG